CAGGCCCCCCAUGUUUGUUUCCCCCACAGCACUGACACACAAGCAGGACCUGCAUCUUUUCUGAGAGGGCGCGUUAUUCUCGUAUGAGAGCCGCAGAGCUACACGAUGAGUAAACCGGAUCUGUCCCCCGGGGAUCCGCUGGAUCUCCCGCUCUCCAUCCUCGAAGUCGGUCUUGCUGGGAGAGUGGAGCUAAUUACGGAGCGCCCCGAGCCAAGCGGGUCUUCCUUUCCUUUGUCCACGAUCCCUCAUGGGUUACCACCAUAUGACGUGGACCUGUCUUUCGAAGUCGUGCAGAAGUAUCUCACCGACCCGGACUGGCUUUCCAUUCAUGAUUUCGACAGGAGCCCGAGGUCCUGGCCACGGAUGAAGGACGUUCACUCUCUCUUUCACAUGGAUGUUACUGCCCCGCAUAUGGACCUCACGGUGGAACGUAACGCCGCCACGGGAGAACUGUGUGGGAUCAAUGAGGUCUUGGUGGGCCACGCUGGGAUCUCAGCUCAGAAUUCUCUCUCUCUUCGGCGCCCUCCUGGCCCUCCUUCGCAGUCUGUCAAAGGAAGCACCUCCAAUUUCCCCUUCUGGCCUGGAGGCAUGGAUGAGCCCACUCUGGAACAGAUGAAGGCCGUAAGCGAUGAAGAUGAAGCCUUAGACUUUGAAAAAGAUCUUUUAACCAUUCCACCUGGAUGGAAACAAGGAAUGAACUUCAAACAGACAGAUAUUGGGCGAGCCGCAGGGGCCCUUCCUCUUACCAGCCUUCUGGGGGCCCUGGAUGAUUUCACUUUGGGUGACUCUAGCGAGGACGAGGAAGGAGGUGAAGGACGGGACUUGGCUGGCAAAGGAGCAACAAAGGAGGCGCUGCAGAGGACAGACAGCCUGGAGGAGCUGGGAGUGACGACCGUCUCUCCUCCGCUGCCGCCUCCUCCAACGUCCCCUCCACCAGAUGUCGCUAGUGAGCAGUGGGCCGUCGCUCUUAACAGUAACGAUCCAGUGGCGGAUUUCUAUAAACGCAUCCCUGAUUUGGCCUAUAAGCACCCGUUCGAGCUGGACCCCUUUCAGAAGAAGGCCGUUCUGUGUUUGGAAGCCGGCUCCUCCGUGUUCAUCGCUGCUCAUACAUCAGCUGGCAAGACCGUGGUGGCAGAAUAUGCUAUAGCGCUAUCUCUAAAACACAUGACCAGGACUAUUUACACAUCGCCCAUCAAAGCUUUGUCCAACCAGAAGUUUCGGGAUUUCAAGAUAACUUUCAAGGAUGUUGGACUGAUCACGGGGGACGUGCAGCUGUAUACAGGGGCAUCGUGUCUCAUCAUGACCACCGAGAUUCUCCGUUCCAUGCUGUAUAACGGCUCUGAUGUCAUUCGGGAUCUGGAGUGGGUUAUCUUUGACGAGGUUCAUUACAUUAAUGAUGUGGAGAGAGGAGUUGUGUGGGAAGAGGUCCUGAUUAUGUUACCCGAUCACGUAAACAUCAUUCUGCUGAGUGCCACCGUCCCCAACACCCAGGAGUUCGCAGACUGGAUAGGGAGGAUUAAGAAGAAGAAAAUUUACGUCAUCAGUACGACCAGGAGGCCUGUCCCGCUGGAGCAUUAUCUGUACACCGGGAACAGCCAGAAGACGCAGAAUCAGUUCUUCCUGUUGCAAGAUGCUUCUGGAACGUUUCAGACCAAAGGAUACUACGCAGCGGUUGAAGCAAAGAAAGAGCGAUCGUCUAAAUACUCCCAGACCUUCGGGGCAAAGCACCCGCAUGGCGGAGGGGCCGGGCAUGACAAAGGCACGUGGCUGUCUCUGGUGCAGUCUCUCCGGCAGCGGGAUGCCCUUCCGGUCGUGGUGUUCACCUUCUCGCGCUCUCGGUGCGAGCAGAACGCCUCGGCCCUCUCCACCGUGGACAUGUGCACGUCAGCCGAGCGUAGUGAGGUCCAAACCUAUUACACCAAGUGCCUGAGCCGACUCCACGGGGGCGACCGCAAACUGCCCCAGGUACUACACAUGUUGGAUCUGCUGAAGAGAGGAAUCGGGAUCCAUCACAGCGGGAUCCUCCCCAUCCUGAAGGAGGUGGUUGAGAUGCUCUUCAGCCGAGGACUUGUAAAGAUUCUGUUUGCCACAGAGACCUUUGCGAUGGGGGUAAACAUGCCGGCUCGCACUGUGGUGUUUGAUUCCAUCCGAAAACACGACGGCUCCAACUUCAGGGAUCUGACGCCAGGAGAGUAUAUACAAAUGGCUGGCCGCGCGGGCCGCAGAGGUCUGGAUAAUACGGGGAUGGUGAUAAUACUGUGCAAAUCAAGCGUGCCAGAAAUGAGUGAUCUGCACAAAAUGAUGAUGGGGAAGCCCACCCAGCUGCACUCCCAGUUCCGCUUGACGUACUCCAUGAUCCUCAAUCUUCUUCGAGUGGAAGCGCUGCGGGUUGAAGACAUGAUGAAGAGGAGUUUUGCUGAAUCCAGGACCCAGCGGGACAGUAAGGCGCAUGAGCAGCAGAUAAAGGUUCUUACCAAGACACUGGCAGGCAUGGGUGAGAUUGAGUGCACAGGAGAUCUUGGAGACCUCCAGGACUACUUUGUGACUGUCCAGGAACUGACAUAUACCAGAGAAAUCCUGCAGAAAAGGGUUGCGGAGUCCAUCAAUGGAAUGAAAUGCCUGAGCGUGGGUCGCAUCAUCAUCAUUAGUACCGACUACCACCCUUGGGUGCCCGGAGUGAUCCUUCAGGUGUCCUCAGAUGCCUCAAACAGAAUCUACACUACGUUGGUGCUGUGUGAGAAGAAGCGAGGCGAGGGAGUAAAUACACAGGAAAGAGGGAAAGGAGAGAAGAAAGCACCGACCCCCGAUGACCUACUAAUGGGCAAAGUGUUCCGGCCCGAGGGCCCCUGUGACCACAUGCUCCUCAAACUCCAUGCCUCUGACAUCAUAUAUGUGACUGGGAAAACCUUGCGAGUCCAUGCUGACAAAGUACUUGAUGAUGUCAUCAGGGGUCAGACUCCUCGCUACAGGAAUGAUCCUCCAGGCCCUGCGGUCUCUGGAGUGACUCAGGAGCUCUCACGACUCGCGGAUCUGCCUUCGGGAUCGUUGUCCACCCUCUGCCCGGUCAAUGACCUUCAGUUGAAAGACCUGGAAGUGGUGGAGGCAGUUAGCAGGGCAAGAAGACUCGAAGGCGCUUUGAGGGGGUUCAGCUGCGCCAACAGUCCCAGAUUUAAUAAACAGUAUCUCCUUCUGGAGCAGCGAGCAAAUCUAAUGAAUGAACUGGACCGACUCCGAUUCCUGACCUCCGACCAGUCGCUGAGCCUCUUGCCAGAGUACCAGCAGAGAGUCAACGUCCUGCGCACCCUCCAGUACAUAGACGAUGGAGGCGCAGUGCAGCUGAAAGGCAGGGUGGCCUGCGAAGUCAGCAGCCAUGAACUUCUGGUAACCGAGCUGGUCCUGGAUGGAGCUCUGUCUCCCCUGGCGCCCGAGGAGAUCGCGGCCCUUCUAUCGUGCCUCGUCUUCCAGCACAAGACGCAAUGCGAGCCGCGGCUUACAGAGAUCCUCAAGGAGGGGGUGGAGAAAGUGCGUUCGCUGGCCGAGCGGCUGGCCGUGGUGCAGAGGGAGUGCGGUCUCAGGGAGUCCGUAGAAGACUUUGUGGCUCAGUACAAGUUCGGUCUAACGGAGGUUGUGUACGAAUGGGCGCGCGGCAUGCCCUUCGCGGAGAUCAUGGCGCUGACGGACAUCCAGGAAGGCCUGAUCGUGCGUUGCAUUCAGCGGCUGGACGAAGCCUGCCGAGACGUCCGCUCUGCUGCGCGUCUGGUGGGAGACGCCACCCUCUGCGCCAAGAUGGACGCGGCCUCGCAGCUCAUCAAGAGAGACAUCAUAUUUGCUGCCAGCCUGUACACGCAGUGACCUGCGCAGAGGUUAU
Molecule: messenger RNA, 3868 nt
Organism: Spea bombifrons (plains spadefoot toad)
Lineage: Eukaryota; Metazoa; Chordata; Amphibia; Anura; Pelobatidae
Gene: SKIC2
Product: SKI2 subunit of superkiller complex
Exons: 30
Coding region: 106-3852 (1248 amino acids)
Biological process (GO): nuclear-transcribed mRNA catabolic process, 3'-5' exonucleolytic nonsense-mediated decay
Cellular component (GO): Ski complex
Molecular function (GO): ATP binding; RNA helicase activity; RNA binding
Source: RefSeq, a predicted model, not a curated record